This is a messenger RNA of Leptopilina boulardi, 5441 nucleotides long. RefSeq lists its product as uncharacterized. Gene Ontology annotation, molecular function: odorant binding; olfactory receptor activity. The transcript has 20 exons. Bases 327 to 4832 code for a protein of 1501 amino acids. NCBI's taxonomy places the organism in Eukaryota, Metazoa, Arthropoda, Insecta, Hymenoptera, Figitidae. Gene Ontology annotation, biological process: detection of chemical stimulus involved in sensory perception of smell; sensory perception of smell. Gene Ontology annotation, cellular component: plasma membrane. The record is from RefSeq and is a predicted model, not a curated record.
AGUAUACACUAUGCAAUUAUAAAUACUAAGCUAAAGCUAACAGAUAAUUUUCUUAAGGACAAGAAUAGUCAUCUAAAUGAAUAUGAGGGUGAAAUAUGAUCGAAGCUGAAAUUUUAGAUACGUUGAUGAUAGUUUGAAAAUGUCAUACGGAAACCUUUGUGUAACAAGUGGAAAACUGUAAUUAUAAUAAAACAGUUCUGGGUAUUUGCACUAUAUAUGAUUAUAUCUAGAGACUCCUUUCAUCGGCAUUAUUUUACACAACAAUUAAUACUCCAACUUUCUUCGAUUUUCAAUAUUUCCCGAAAAUAUUAACAGUGUUUUGCAACAUGCUUGUCUAUAGACCCGAGGAUGCAUUUGGAAUGAAUCUUGUAAUUUUCAAAUUCUUCGGAUUAUGGCCGUCAGUUAUCAAAAAUCGUACAUUAAGAUUCUUUUAUACAAUAUACGGUUAUAGUGUACAAUUAUUCUAUGUGUUGGGAAUUUUACCAACACAAUUCAUCAAUAUCUAUCUUAUGAGAAAUGAUUUGGAAAAAUUAAUCGAUAGCUUUUUUUUCACAUUAACAUGUGUUGGUUAUAUUACAAAACUCAUUGUUUUUCUAUUGCGUCGUAAAGAAAUUGAUAAUUUUUUCACAAGAUUACAUCAACCAAUUUUCGCACCAAAACGAAAAGAAGAUCUGACAGUUUUGAAAGAUUUUAUUCUUUCUGCACGAGUAUCUACACUGAUAUACGUGAGCUUGACAGUUUUAACAGUUGGAAGCUGGAUUUUAUUUCCGUUAAUAGAAGGCAAAGAGGAUAAAGUAUUACUAUUUGCAGCAUGGUAUCCAUAUAAUGCGACAGUUGAGCCAGCUUAUGGCUACACAUAUGCUUUACAAACAAUUUUAUUAUUGACAACAGCAUCAAUGAAUUCUCAAAUAGAUAUGUUGACUGCCAAUUUAUAUGUGCUCAUGGUGGCACAAUUAGAAUUAUUGAAACAAGAUUUUAGAGAACUAGCAACAAUAGUUCAGAAAAAUAAUAAUAUUGAUCAAAAUUAUCAAUUCUCUCAAAUUACUAAAUUUAUUAAUGAAGAUGUACAUUUCGACAAACAGGAAAUAAUGGAAAAUACUGAAAUUUAUAAUGAUGAAAAAAUAGAAAAAUUUCAAACAAAAUCAAUUAAAGAUUCCAAUUAUUCUGAUGAAGAGAAAUUAGAUAAAAUAUUAAACGAUCGAGUUAUAAAAUGCACUCAACGUUAUCAAGCAAUAGUCAAAUUUGUUAAUGACGUAACAGAUUUAUUUCAAAUUGGAGUUGUGGCACAAAUUUGCGCCAGUAGCAUUAUCAUUUGUGCCACAAGUUACGAAAUGACGUCUAUUUCGCCAACUACUUUACAAUUUUACGUUGUUCUUCAAUAUCAACUAUGUAUGUUAUUUCAAAUAUUCAUCUAUUUAUAUCGAGGAAAUGACAUAACAGUAAAGACUACCGAGUUGAAGGAUGCAGUUUACGAAUGUGCAUGGAUGUCAAUUCCAAAUUCAAAAUUUAGAAAGUCACUUUGCAUUAUUAUGUCACCAUUACAAGUACCAAUGAAAUUAAGUGUUGGUAAAUUUUUUGUUCUAUCAGUCGAUACUUUUUUUGGUGAAAAAACGUUACUAUUCCCAGCAUGGUAUCCGUACAAUGCAACAGUAAAUCCAGCUUAUGAAUACACAUACGUUUGUCAAACACUUCUUUUACUAACGACAGCGACUAUGAAUUCCAUGAUAGAUAUGCUGACGUUGAAUUUUUACGUUAUUAUGGUGGGACAUAUGGAAACUCUUAAACUCGAUUUCAAAGAAUUGACAGAUUUUUUCACAGGAAAUGAUAUCAAAAAUGUUGAUAUUAACUUUGAAAAUGGAGUAGUCAAUAAUGAAAAUCUAACUCACAUUGAUUUAUCAAAUUUUGUUAAUCUCAAAGGAACAAUAUCUUACGAUAUAUAUUUAAAGGCGACCAAUUCAAGGGAUGAUGUUUUCGAUUAUAUCAAUUCAUUGGAAAAAAUUUUAAAUAAUCGAAUCAUUAAAUGUACAUUAAGAUAUCAGGCAAUUUAUAAAUUUUUUCACAAUCUUUAUGGUUAUGCUAUACAUUUUUUUUAUAUUGCCAUUCUAUUACCGGCACAAUUUAUGAGUAUAUAUAUUAUGCGAAAUAAUGUACAAGAACUUGUGGAUAGUUCUUUUUUCACAUUGAGUUGUAUUGCAUAUGCAUCGAAAUUUAUUGUUUUUAUAUCUCGACGUAAAACAGUGGAAGAAUUUUUUCAACGAUUACACGAUCCAAUUUUUAUUCCACGACGAAAGGAGCAUUUUGAUUUAUUAGAAGAAUCAGCAGAUACAGCAAGAACAACUUCUAUGACAUUACUCUCAAUAGCAAUGACAACAUGUAUUACCUGGAUUAUUUUUCCAUUGGUCGAAAAUAAAGAGGAGAAAACAUUAUUGUUUGUCGCAUGGUAUCCUUAUAAUACAACAAUAAAUCCAGCUUAUGGUUACACUUAUUUGUCACAAACACUUCUUUUAUUAACAACAGCUGCUAUGGAUACAAUGAUUGACAUGAUGACGACAAAUUUUUUUAUUCUUAUGGUGGGGCAAAUUGAAAUUCUUAAACUUGAUUUUCGUGAAUUAACUGAUUUUGUUGUUAUCAAUCAUUCGGAAAUUACAACAAAUGGAUGGUCUAAUGAAAAUUCAGUCAAAUUCGUUAGUGACGUGACAAAUUUGUUUCAAAUUGGAAUUGUGGUACAAGUCUGCGUUAGUAGUGUUGUCAUUUGCACAACAAGUUACGUAAUAACAACUGUAAAGACAUUACUUUACGCUGCAUGGUAUCCAUACAAUGCAACAGUAAAUCCCGCUUAUGCAUUCACAUACAUUUCGCAAACAAUUCUUUUGCUAACGACAGCAGCUAUGAAUUCAAUGAUUGAUAUAAUGACGACCAAUUUUUAUGUUGUUAUGGUGGGACAAAUGGAAAUUCUCAAACAAGAUUUUCGUGAAUUAACAGAUUUUGUUGCAAAGAAAGAAUUAUUACUUGCAUCAUGGUAUCCCUACAAUACAUCAGUAAAUCCCAUGUUUGCCUAUACUUAUUCUUCACAAGCAUUUUUGCUAAUAAAUACAGCAUGCGUGAACUCAAUGAUGGAUACAAUGAUAACAAAUUUUUAUAUUCUCAUGGUGGGUCAAAUAGAAAUUCUUAAAAUGGAUUUCAAACAAGUGGCGGAUAUUGCUGACAAGAGUGGUGAAUUAUUUUUGAAAAAAGUGGAAACAAAACAGUUAUCUAAUUCAAAAGAAACAAUGUCAUGUCAAAAUUAUUUGCAAACAUUUAACAAUCAGGAAUCACUGGACAGACUUUUAAAUAAACGAAUUAUCAAAUGCACCGAACACUAUAGAGAAAUAAUCAACUAUCAAUCAUUUGAAAUUCUCCUUUGCAAUAAUAAGAUAUAUAGACAUCGACAAAACUACAACCCUCUGUGGAAGAAAAUUGUUUCAUCAGAAAUGGAAAUCUACAGACCCGAAGACGCGUUUAGUAUGAAUCUACAGACAUUCAAGUUAUUUGGCGUUUGGCCUUCAGCAGCGAAACAUCCAGUGCUAAGGUUAUUGUACAAUGUGUACGGUUAUAGUUUUCAAUUGUUUUAUAUUGUUGUAUUGUUACCAACGCAAUUUAUCAACAUUUAUCUAACACGCAAUGAUGUACAAAAAAUAGUGGAUAGUUCAUUUUUCACAUUGACAUGCGUUGGUUAUGUUGCAAAACUCGUAGUAUUUAUUUCGAGACGCAAUAAAGUAGAGGAAUUUUUUCAAAGACUACAUCAUCCUCUAUUUACACCUAAACGAAAAGAACAUUUUGAAGUGUUAAAAGAUUAUACAAAUGUCGCUAAAGCAAGUUCCAUGACAUUUAUGGUCUUAUCAAUGAUCACUUGUGCAAGUUGGAUUCUUUUUCCUCUGGUUGACAGCAGUCAGAAUAAAGUAUUACUGUUUGCAGCAUGGUAUCCAUUUAAUGUGACGGAAAAUCCAACUUAUGGAUAUAUUUAUGCAUCACAAAUUCUUUUACUAUUGACAACAGCAUCAAUGGAUUCAAUGAUCGAUAUGAUGACGACAAAUUUUUUUGUAAUGUUAGUGGCACAAUUAGAAAUUUUGAGGCGAGAUUUCAAACAUUUGACGGACAUUGUUGAUGUCCAGGAUAAUAAUAAUAAUAAUAGAAAUAAUUUAUCAGAUUUAAGUUGUGAAUUUCCCAACGGGACGGUAACAUCUGAUAAGAAAUUACCUUCUAACCAUGAGAGUGGGAUUUCAAAUCUGACACUUAUACGACGCAGUUAUUUGCAAGCCACAAAUUCACCCGAGGAUACUUUCAGUAGCAACCAAGAUUACUUGGAGAAAACUUUAAACGAACGUAUCGCCAAAUGCACCCUGCAUUACGAAGCAAUCCUCGAUUUUGUUAAUGAUGUAAGGGAUUUGUUUCAAUUUGGAAUCGUCAUACAAUUAUGCGCAAGUAGCAUUAUCAUUUGUGUAACAUGUUUCGAAAUGACAGUUAUUUCUCCAAAUACGAUGCAAUUUUAUGUUAUGAUACAAUACUGUAUGUGUAUGACUUUUCAAAUAUUUAUCUACACAUGGAGGGCAAAUGACAUUACAAUGAAGACUGACGAACUAAGGGAAGCAGUUUAUGAAUGUGCAUGGCCUUCAAUUUCAAGUAAAAAAUUUAGAAAAUCCCUUUGUAUUAUUAUGUCACGAAUGCAGAUUCCAGUUCGACUUUAUGUUGGAUAUUUCUUUCUCUUAUCUGUCGACACCUUUUUUAAAAUUAUAAAAUUGGCCUACUCUUUUUUCAUAAUUUUAAAACAAGUACAAGUGAAAAAAGAAGAAUGAAUUAUGAAAAAAACAAUAAUUUUGUGCAACAAAAUUAUGUACGAUUUUGCCAAAUAUACGUGUUUUUCAUACUGGAACGUUCCAUGAGAAAAAAAAAUAGUAUAUGUGCAGUGGUUCGGCCGGAUGAAGUCGCAAUUUUCUGCCCCAGUGCCUCGCAAUGCGCCUGCGGCCAAAUAAAAGCUACUCCUUGGCGGAUUCAUCACCAACAAAAAAGUAAAGUGUGGCACUGGAAAUGGGGGAGUGAAAGAGAGGGGGGAUGGUGAAAUGAUAGAGGAAACGCAAAAGAAAACAUAGAAGAGGAAAUCCAGAAUCGAGGUGGAAAACAAGAGAGAGAGAGAGAAACUUCAAAUUUGUAAGAUCGCGACAGUUCAUAUAUAUAUAUAUAUAUAUACAUUGUUCUCUCUUUUGCUUCUCAUAUAGUAGAGCCAUCGGUGCGGCCAAAUCGAGAAAAACUUUCAAGAUUGCACUGUAAAAGGUCAGAGAAAUUUAUUAAACCUGACAUAACUUAUAUUGGGUUCAAAUUCUUUUUAAGAACGUAUCUCUUUUAUAAAUAAAAAGAAGAUAUCUCUCAAGAUUAGACAGUUUCCUCGUUUCGUUGGCAUAACAACA